Closterium sp. Naga37s-1 is the source of this 4896-nucleotide messenger RNA. Lineage: Eukaryota; Viridiplantae; Streptophyta; Zygnematophyceae; Desmidiales; Closteriaceae. The record is from the annotation of a GenBank genome assembly.
AUGGAGCGUGUGUUGGAAAAGCUUGACGGCGUGGAGAAGGCUCUCCACCGUUCGAAUGCUGCAUCGUCGUCGCGGUCCAUUCCGCCCUCUGGUCGCGUCGCUCCUCUUGCUGCUCUUCUGCCGCACAACCCCGUUGGUUCCCCGGCGCGCUCAGAUCGGCCGCUGCCUGCGGGAGGUGGAUUUGUUGGUGCUGCUGGCGGGGAUCCGUGGGCCCCGUACGCUCCGCCACAUCCUCUCCCUGCUCCUCGCGAUCUAGCCGUGUCUUCCCGCCGAGCUCGGUCGUCCGCCCUUCCUCCGCCGAUGAAGGAAGUGCCCACGGCGACCCUAGCACGCCUGUGGUCGCUGGCGGAGUGCCUGCAGAGUCUUGGGUUGAUCCUUCUGGAGUCCCAUGACUCCAUGCUCCUUGUGGAGUCCCUUGACUCCAUGUCGGUGGGCGAGUUCUACGAGACGGUGGGCUUUGACGCGUGUCUGCUGGUGGAGCAUGCAGGGCUCAACCCCAUGGGUGGCGCCCGCCCCAACACCGUGCCCAAAGCCGGCUGCCCCACCAUCAACCUAAUGCAGACACUGGACGCCCUAACGGGCCACGGGCUGUCGGUGGCCAUAGUGGAGGAGGCUCAGGACACCUCGCCUGUGGGGGGCCGUACCGGCGCUGCUAGCAAGAAGGGAAAGCCACGCUUCUUGGGAGGCCACGCGCACCCCGGCAGCCCGUACGUGUACGGCUUGGCGCGCAGCAACAUGGAGAUCGAAUUCCCCGAGCCAAUUCCAAUCUUGGGCAUAGAGCGCCCGAGUGCGAGUGGGUACACGGUGGUGAGCGCGUGGGAGAUGACGCAGACCUUCUGUGUCGAACCACUUCUCACCGAGGAGGCUGCUGUGGCCAAGCUCAGGGCCAGUGGCUGCCACCGCUGCUUCGUGCACUCCUCCGUUACUGAUGCAGGGGGGUGGCGGGAGCAUGGGGCGGGGGGAAUGCUGUUCUCAGAGUGUGUGGCCAAGGGCUAUGACAAGUACGAGGGCGACCACGUCAAAAGCCUGCUCAAUAAGGUGCGAGACCUGUACGACCUGGGCGCAGUCUCCUUCCAGCAGCUGCAGCUGCCACCCCCCGACUCCCGGCCUCGGCCGCUCUACGUUUCCACCGCCUCCCAAAUAGGCAUUUUACCAACGCGGGGAGUUCCGAGUCUGCCGCACCGUCUGCUCCCGGAUAAUGCAGCGGGCCUCCCUGUGUGCCUUGCAUACCUGCGCUCGCUGCUGCUCAGCCCGCCGCCUCCUCACGUCGCCACCAGCAUCCAAGAUGCGUGCCGCCGAAUGUUUCAUCUGCCCGUGCUGCCCGAGUUCCUGUGUGUGCCGCCCUCGCGCCUGGUGAAGCUGAUCUCAGCCAAAGAAGCCACGUCCACUGAGCUGCUCCGAUCCCCCACCUCCCUGUCCCUCCCUCCCUCCCUUCCUCCCUCCCUCCCUCCCUCCCUCCCUCCCUCCCUCCCUCCCUCCCUCCCUCCCUCCCUCCCUCCCUCCCUCCCUCCCUCCCUCCCUCCCUCCCACCCACCCUCCCUCCCACCCUCCCUCCCUCCCUCCCUCCCUCCCUCCCUCCCUCCCUCCCUCCCUCCCACCCACCCUCCCUCCCACCCUCCCUCCCUCCCUCCCUCCCUCCCUCCCUCCCUCCCUCCCUCCCUCCCUCCCUCCCUCCCUCCCUCCCUCCCUCCCUCCCUCCCUCCCACCCACCCUCCCUCCCACCCUCCCUCCCUCCCUGCCUCCAUCUCUUUGUUGCGACCGCAGGCACGGGAGUGUGAGGCGAUAUGUGCGAUGGUGAGCAACGUGUUGCUGGAUGACACUGCCCGGCUCAUGGGGGCACCUGCACCUGCUGCUGGCCGAGUGGAGGGAGCGGAGGAUGAAGAGGAGCAGGAGGAGGAGGAGGAGGGGCUGAAUGGGGAUGAGAUGCAACCAGUGCGGCUGCAGCAGCAGCAGCAGCAGUUUGGAGUACGGGGGGCGAAGGGCGGUGCAGAGGGAUGGAAAGCAGAGGAGGAGUGGGGGGACGGAGGAGACAGGGGGUUGGCGAUUAGUGGGAGUGAGUUUGCAGCGAUGGAGGAUUUUUUUGAGGUGAUGGAGGCCCAAUGGAGGGGUCGAGUGCGGUACGAGCACAUACAGACGGAGUGCGAGAGGGUGGCCAGGGCUGCAGAGCGGUACAAUGAAGUGGUGAAGCAGGAUCUGAUGCCCUUUGUCAACCGCAGUCGCAGCCUCUCCCCACGCACCUCCAGCACAGCGGCCAAAAAAGUGGAGAUAGCAGCGUACCGAGACUACGGGGUGCUGCUCAAAGGGACCCGCGCCAAGGCAUUGGUGAGCGCGCAAGACCCCAGCGACCCCCUGCACGCGCUGGUGCAGAAGCUGGUGCCGGCGUCAGUGGAUAGCAAGGGCAAGAAGGUGGGUGACGGCUGGUACUCCACUCAUGACGUCGAUGAAGCGCUUUCCGAGUACAAGGACGCAGUGGCAGCAGCGCACUAUGCGGUGGUGGCAGCGCUACAGCUGCUCUCCCAGGAGCUGCAGCCGUACCUCAGCACCAUCGUGGCGGUUGCUAACUUUGGCAUCGUCGCGCGCACCCUUGAUGCACACGUCAGGUGCUGCUCUCAUCGUGGCUGGAUCUUCCCCACUCUUGCUCCACCACCACCAUCAACGCCAUCAAGCAACCAGCAGCAGCAGCAGCAGCAGCACACACAGCACCACUCCUUUUCCCACAGCAUCACCUCCGCAACUCCAUACACCACCAACCUCCCUCCCUCCUCCACCUCCCCUCCCGCCCCCAUCUCCCCAAACACCCUCCUCCUCGAAGGCCUCGUCCCCUACUGGCUAGACCACACGCCAGCCUCCCCUGCAGUCCCCAACACGCUCUCCCUCUCCUCUCUCGCGCUCCUCACGGGGCCGAACGGCGGGGGCAAGUCGUCGCUGCUGCGGUCGGUGUGUGCGGCGGCGCUGCUGGCGUCGUGUGGGUUGAUGGUGCCGUGCGUGGGGGGGUCGGCGCACGUGCCGCGGUUUGACGCCAUUGUGCUGCGCAUGAUGCCCGCUGAUAGCCCCUCCGAUGCCAAGAGCUCCUUCCAGAUGGAGAUGAUGGAGCUGCGCAGCAUAACGCAGGACGCCUCCCCGCGCUCUCUUGUGCUCCUGGACGAGCUCUGCAAGGGCACCGAGCCCGACAAGGGCGCCUGCCUCGUGGCCUCUGCCCUGGAGUUCCUGGACCAGUCACGGUGUGUGGGGGUGCUGUCAACCCACUUCCACCGCGUGCUAGACUUGCCUCUGCAGCUUGAUGGGGUGGUGCGGCUUGCUAUGGGAACGCGGAGGAGGGCAGGGGAUGGCGGGAUGGAGCCCACGUGGCAGGUCACUCAGGGCGAGUGCCGUGACAGCCUGGCGUUCGAGGUGGCAGUGAAAGAAGGCGUGCCGACAGCAGUGGUGGACCGCGCUGCUGUGCUGCUGGAGCACCUGCAGCAGCAGGAGGCUCAGCUGCGACACGCACAUGAUAUCCUGGCUCUACAGCAGCAGCAGCAGCAGAAGCAGCGAGAGGAGGAGAGAACAGGGAAAAGAUUGCUUAUGCCAUGGGAUGCAGCGCAAGCUAGUGUAGGUGGUGGCGGCAGUGGGAAUGGGGCAGCUGCGGCUGCUCCUUCUUCUGCGCUCAGUCACGGGGUUGGGGGUAGUGUUGGUAGUGGAAUGGAUGGGAUACGUGGUGACGGGGCAGGUGGGGGCCAGCACGAAGCAGCGUUGAAUGGUGGUGGAUGGACGAGCAUGGAAGAGAGUGGGGUCCUUUCGGGAGGUGAAAGUGACAUCGAAGGAACGUGGGGAGAGGAGGAGGAGGAAGAGGAAGACGAGGAGGAGUUGGAUGGUCGAAUUCUUCGACCAAAAGCAAGAAAGAGAGGAGGAGGCGUAUCAAGUGGCAUGAGGCCCACUGGUGCUGGCAGUGCUGGCAGUGGUGGCAUUGGUGGCAGUCGCACUGCCAGUAACGGUGCCAUGGGUGCCUGUGGUAGUGCCGGUGGUGGUGGAGGUGGUGUUGGUGCUCGUGCUGCUGUCGGUCCGUAUCUGGCUUUGAAAGAUGCGGUCUGGAUGUUUGAAGCUGUAACCGCAGAGGCGAUGACGAUGCUGGAUUGGAAUAGAGCGAGCAUGGAGCAAGCGACUCUGCAGCGCAUCGAAGGGGGUUCAAGGCAGGAGCAUGAGGUCACAGCAGAGAAAGAGGAGGGGGUGCAGCGCCCUGCUCAGGGCCCGAUGGGCCUGUUGAGAGCAGCAGAGGAGGCUGUGGGUGGUGUUGGUGUUGCGGGGGCGGUGGGGUUAGAGCGAGGUGCGGGGAGGGGUGGGGGAGAUGGGCUUUCGACCAUUUUCUCCUACGCAAACACCCACAUCAUUCCUGUCCCCAUGCUCCUUCCCAACCCUCCUUCCCAACCCUCCUUGCCCAUCCUCCUUCCCAACCCUCCUUGCUCACCCUCCUUCCCAACCCUCCUUCCCAAUCCUCCUUCCCAACCCUACUUCCCAACCCUCCUUCCAACCCUCCUUGCCCACCCUCCUUCCCAACCCUCCUUCCCAAUCCUCCUUCCCAAUCCUCCUUCCCAACCCUCCUUCCCCACCCUCCUUCCCAACCCUCCUUCCCAACCCUCCUUCCCCACCCUCCUUCCCAACCCUCCUUCCCAACCCUCCUUCCCCCAGACGGACCAGAUAUCAGUGCGCAUAAAGAAGCACCGGGAGAAGAGGCUGUUGCGCGAGGCACCAGUGGCCAUCAUCGCAGCGCCCAGCAAGAGCGCGGCGCGCUUGAUAGAGACGCAUGUGAUCGCGCGCCUCAGGGACUCGGGCGUGCCGCUGGUGAAUGAGGCGGACCAACACCACAAACACUUUGGCAGCGCCGGCGCCCCCGCCCGCCCCUCGUUUGCCCCGCCCUUCUGA